Anopheles coustani is the source of this 1075-nucleotide messenger RNA. RefSeq lists its product as uncharacterized. NCBI's taxonomy places the organism in Eukaryota, Metazoa, Arthropoda, Insecta, Diptera, Culicidae. The transcript has 5 exons. The record is from RefSeq and is a predicted model, not a curated record. The coding region runs from base 1 to 825 and encodes 274 amino acids.
AUGUGUGCCAACUCAACCAACCGUGACGUGUACAUGAUCUUCAGUGCCGCUUGGAGCACGGAGUCGGCAAGGGUGGAGUGGAGAAGGAUUUUAAAAAUUUACAUUUACACUUUUAUGCUAGCGUCGGUGUGUUGCGAGUCCGCACAGCAAUCGUUGGGUGCCCUGCCGGAGCCGGUCUGUGGCCAAAUCUCGCAGAUGCUGGACAGCUGCUUCCGCAACUCGUCGCCCACGAUCGCCGUCGAGCUGCUGUACUCCGUCAAGAUCCCGGACUCGGUGGAGGAGAUAAGUGACCGGUGCCUGCUGUUCAACCGGGGCAUGGAGUGUGUGCAGCACUACUUGAACGUGUGCGUCGACCAGAAGGAGCGGAAGAUCAUCGAGAACGAGGUGUACGGAGCGAAGCGGCUGUACGAGUUCCUCUGCCGGGACCGCUCCUACCAGCAGGAAUUCCUACGACACAAGACGUGCUUCUACCACGUGCAUCACGACUGGGACGCCUGUUCGAGCAAAUUCAUCGGCAUCCUGAAGGAGGAAAUGACCAAAACGACGAAGCACUCGGUCAACGUGCAGUAUAUGCAGUUUUGCUGCGCCCGGUACGGCUACGAGAACUGCGUCGCGAACAGCGCCCGGCACAAGUGUCGGCCCGACUCGGCCCUCUUCCUGCGUACCGUCGCCAGGCUGCUGUCCACCGACCGGCACUUCCUGAACUGUGAUAAAAUCGAACACGAGGUGUGCUCGUCCGGAACGAAGGCAGCCGGGUGGGGGGUUCCGUUGGCGGCUACGUUGGCAUUCCUGCUGGCCGCGAUCCGGCGAACUUCGACACUCUAGACAACGCGACGAUCUUCGAGGAAGGCGUGUGAGCGUUGAAAUCCGAACCGAGUGUUGAGGAUAAAGCCGAAACAAGAAUAAUAUACCAAGGGAUAAUAGACGCUCGGUUGGCUUUGGUCAUCCACGCCAAAGAAAGGCUUCGGUCGACGAGCAGAACAACGGAUCAGUACGCCAUUCGAGCGUUCCUUCCGGCGAGCGAAAUAGUGGUUUCAGCUACCCAACUAAAACAUUAGUACCACAUGCUAUAAGA